Messenger RNA from Caenorhabditis remanei, 1575 nucleotides. RefSeq lists its product as uncharacterized. Bases 1 to 1575 code for a protein of 524 amino acids. Lineage: Eukaryota; Metazoa; Nematoda; Chromadorea; Rhabditida; Rhabditidae. The record is from RefSeq and is a predicted model, not a curated record. The transcript has 6 exons.
AUGGUUGUUCUCAAUGCCUCUUUCUGGAUUUUCACUGCGAUUGGAGUAAUUGUCACUUUUUUGACUGUUUGUCUGAGUAUCUAUAUUCUCUUCAAGUACACAAUAGAUCUCAAAGUUUGGAACAAGAUAGAAUAUCAAUUCAUUUUUAUACGAGUUUUUUGUGACAUUUUCAAUGGAAUCGCCGGAUGUGGAUACUUCGUCUCAAGCGGGUUCACUCUUCUCUAUUCUGACAUUGUCCCUUUUGACGUCACUUUUCUGGUUGGCUUGGUCGGGUCCAAUUUCUUAGAGAUGCGUAGUUUUCUGGCUGCAAUCAUAGCCAUCGAAAGAGUCUGUGCAACUUUAGUUCCACUGAAAUAUUAUCAUUACCGAAGACGUAUCUCAAACACUCCAAUCAUUAUAUUCAUUGUUUCUACCGGGCUUGCUGUAUAUGUGGUUCUCUUUGGGUUCUGUGAUUUCCGGCUACCUCUUGUUCCUGGUUGUGUUAACUAUGCAUGUGCUACACCUCCAUGUUUCUUGGCAUACUCUUCCGUAACUAAGGUUAUAUACUGCUCUAUAAAUGCUCUGUUCUCGUCAAUACUGUGCUGUAAACUGUUUCUUUUAUCAUGGAGACAGGCAUCUGUCCCAGUUGAUCUUCGAAAAGCGAAUUGGAUUUCUUUGACGGAUGGUUUAUCGACACUUGUAUUUGAAUUGCUGCCAACUCUGAUAUUUGACAGUAGAAUUAUUGAUAUCCGAGCAUACGGACCAGUGAUUGGAGUGUUACGUCAAUCAGGAAGAGCAGUGGAAGCAUUAGCAAUAGUAAAUUUGAUGGAGAGAAAGAAUGAGAAUAAAACGUGGAAGAAACUAGAAUAUCAACUAAUUCUACUGCGAGUUACUUUCGAUGCUCUCAAUGGAAUGUCUGGAUUCACUUACAUUUCCCUCAACGUGAUCGAUGUUUUCUACAAUUUCGUUCCUUAUGACGUGUCCUUCACUUUCGGUAUGCUUGGUUUCAACCUUAUGGAAAUUCGAAGUUUCUUGGCGGCGAUUAUUGCAAUAGAAAGAGUUCUUGCAACGACGAUUCCUCUCAAAUUCUAUCAUUACCGGAGUCGUGUUUCGAAUAUUAUUAUAGUGGGAUUUGUGGUUUCCCUUGGGCUUUCGAGUAACGGCGUUCUCUUCGGAAUCUGCGAAUAUCGCUUUGCGCAAGUCCCUGGAUGCACUAACUUCAAUUGUGCUACUCCAGUUUGUUUUCAAAGAUAUACUUCGAUGACAAGAAUGAUAUAUAGUACAAGUAAUAUUGUAUUCUCUCUGGUUCUUUGUUACAAACUAUUCUGGUUGUCGUGGAAACAAGCGAAAGUGUCUGCGGACAUUCGGAAAGCUAAUUUGCUCUCUCUCACAGAUGGUGUCUCGAGUCUCUGUUUUGAAAUGUUGCCAUGGUUGAUAUCAUACUAUGGAGUUGUUGAUAUAAAGUCUCUUGGACCAGUAAUUGGAGCAUUUCGAACGACAGGAAGGGUCGUUGAAGCAGUUGUAAUGUUGUAUUUGAUGAAGAAAGAGAUAAUUGUUCAACCGGCGAGAGCAUCCACAACAAGACUUAAUUGGUGA